Nomia melanderi (Alkali bee) is the source of this 1035-nucleotide messenger RNA. Lineage: Eukaryota; Metazoa; Arthropoda; Insecta; Hymenoptera; Halictidae. The record is from RefSeq and is a predicted model, not a curated record.
AUGUCUCUCGAUCUCCAAAAAAACAUGCUCAAACACUACUCCAUUACUAAUGCCAAUCCUGUUUUUAGGUUCCUAGCGAUCUGGUGGCCGCUGAAGUGUCAAAUCACGAAGAAACGAGCCAGACUGAUGAUAGUCGUGAUCUGGUUCAUCGCGUUGACAACAACCUGCCCGUGGCUGCUAUUCUUCGACCUGGUCGCGAUCUACGACGAUGACCCAGACCUAAGACUGUGCCUGGAAGUCUGGCCUCGCCCAGAAGACGGUACCCUAUUCUUCCUAAUCGGCAACCUGACCCUUUGCUACGUUCUCCCGACGAUCCUCAUCUCCCUCUGCUACAUACUGAUCUGGAUCAAGGUCUGGCGACGUAAUAUUCCAACAGACACGAAGGACGCGCAGAUGGAACGCAUGCAGCAGAAGUCUAAAGUCAAGGUAGUCAAGAUGUUGGUCGUGGUGGUGAUACUGUUCGUCCUCUCCUGGCUACCGUUGUACGUGAUCUUCACGGUGAUCAAGCUGGGCAACGACGUGGCGGAACGCGAGGACGAGAUCCUACCGAUCGCCACGCCGAUUGCCCAAUGGCUAGGCGCCAGUAACUCCUGCAUUAAUCCGAUCCUCUACGCGUUCUUCAACAAGAAAUAUCGACGAGGCUUCGUCGCGAUAAUGAAGAGUGGGCGCUGCUGCGGCAAGAUCAGGUACUACGAGACGGUCGCCAUCAUGUCCUCUUCGACCAGCAUGAGGAAGUCCUCCUACUACGUGAACAACAACAACUCGUCGACGAGGCGGACCUGCCACGGGCCGCCCGUCCACCAAGACAGCAACGUGUCCUACAUAUUCAACCACACCGGUGUCUAAGUCAACCGAUCCGUCUUUGGGUGAUGACCAUUUGAUAUUCCGCUGAAUCCCGUGGCUGGCUGCCCAGAACGGGGUUUCACGUGAGCCGGUCCGAGGUCCAUGGGUACACGCUGAACCGAUUGUCGACUCGGAUUGGAUGAUUCGCCGAGCUCGAGCGUGUUAGAAACGGGAUGGGAUUAAAUAGCAGCA